Messenger RNA from Durio zibethinus, 1183 nucleotides. RefSeq lists its product as uncharacterized. The record is from RefSeq and is a predicted model, not a curated record. Lineage: Eukaryota; Viridiplantae; Streptophyta; Magnoliopsida; Malvales; Malvaceae. Gene Ontology annotation, molecular function: zinc ion binding; nucleic acid binding.
UAUGAGAGUUUUGUAGAUUUUGACAUUCGAGUAAUAGAUGUAUGAUUCUCUUACUCCAAAGAGAGUUUCAAAUAGGAGUGUGAAGGAACAAAGAUUUUGGCUAGCGAAACGUGAAGUAAACGACGUCGUUCUUUAUUCCAGCUUAAAAAAAAACACGUGCUCUUCCACCUUAAAAUGAAAAUCUCAGGUUGAAACAACACUUUCAAAUCUGAAACACCUCAAUUUUUCCAGAAUUGAUGGUUUAUUUUCGAAUUUUUUUGAAGAAUGAGUUUGAAUAGCAGCAGGAGCCCGCCACGUGGCAAGAGGUUUCGAAGCAUUGAACGAGUUUCUUACCGUGAUGCACCGUACUCCAGGGACCGCCGGAAUCAUCGGCAAGAUUAUUUGUGCAAUAAAUGUAAGCGACCCGGACAUAUUGCAAGGGAAUGUCCAAAUAUGACUGUGUGCAACAACUGCGGGCUUCUUGGUCACAUCGCAGCUGAAUGCAACUCAACCACGAUGUGUUGGAACUGCAAGAAGCCAGGGCAUCUUGCCAGCCACUGCCCUAAUGAGCCUGUUUGUCAUAUGUGUGGUAAGAUGGGCCACUUAGCUCGCGAUUGCCUAAAUUCAGGAUUUCCAGCUCAUGAUGCAAGACUCUGCAACAACUGCUACAAGCCAGGCCACAUUGUUGCAGACUGUACCAAUGAGAAGGCUUGCAAUAACUGUCGAAAAACUGGCCAUCUUGCUCGCAACUGCCCUAAUGAGCCAGUUUGCAACAUCUGCAAUAUAUCAGGUCAUGUAGCCCGACAAUGUACUAAAUCAAGUCUGACAUCAGACAUGGGAGGCUCAUUUCGAGACAUUAUUUGCCGCAACUGUGGCCAGCCAGGCCAUAUCAGCCGCGACUGUGUGUCCAUUGUCAUAUGCAAUAACUGUGGCGGAAGGGGUCACCUUCACUAUGAGUGCCCUUCUGCGAGGAUGUAUGACCGUGGUGGUGUACGUAGAUAUCCUUUGUAUCUAGAUCCAUUUCUGGCCAGAAGUUAACAAAGAAACACAGCAAGGUAUGAUGACCCAUCAAGGAGGCUUCAAUAAAUCAAUAUCUACUAGGGUUGAUAACGGAUGAAAUUUGGUUCAGUUUUCGGUUUUUUAGAUAUUACAUAAUAUAAUAUUAUGAAUCAAAUCAAAUUUUUAUAUGAUCUAAAUUAUAUCG